This is a messenger RNA of Acaulospora morrowiae, 884 nucleotides long. NCBI's taxonomy places the organism in Eukaryota, Fungi, Glomeromycota, Glomeromycetes, Diversisporales, Acaulosporaceae. The record is from the annotation of a GenBank genome assembly.
AGUUUGAUGAGUUUAAAAAAUUAGGAUUAACACAUUAUGUUGGAGGAUAUGAAUCAACAAGUACUGGAAGAUUACAUGUACAAUUAUAUUUUCAGUUUAAGCAACGUAUGACAUAUAAAAAGGUAAAAGAGAUGUUUGAUGAUCACCCAAUGACAUUUCCUGAAAAACUUUAUGGAAAUUCUGAUGAAAAUCGUAAUUAUGUAAUGAAAAAAUAUAAUCGUUGCAAAGUACAUUCAUCAUGCAAAUGUGAUUAUCAAGAUCUUGAUCAGAUUUGUGAAUUGUGUGAUGAGACUUGUAAACAAUCUCGUACACUAUCACGUUGGAGUGAACCAUGGAUAGAAAAUUUGAAUGAAGAUGAAAAACAAAAGUUGGUUGGUGUGUGGGAAUUUGGAGAUUAUCGAUUCUUAACAGCCAAUGGUGAAGGUGACAAGGAAAUCUCAGAAUUGAAAAAAGACGAAUUUAAUGCAUUAACUGAAGCCAGUAAGGAUUUGGUAGAUGGAAUGUCUCCAAUUGAGAUAUUCAAAAAAUAUCAUAAUCGUAUAACUACAUGGACUUCAAAUUGGUUUUCUCUUAAACAAAUUGCAAUUGAAUUACAACCCAAGAUUGAAUAUGUGUCUACAUUCAAACCUGAAAAUUUUGAGAUUUCAGAGAUUAUGCAAAAGUGGGUAAAUGAAAAUUUGAAUCAAAAGCAAGAUCGAUAUCGAAGUUUGUUAGUUAUUGGUGAAGCACGAAUUGGAAAGACUAAAUGGGCAAGAUGUCAUGGAAAACAUAUAUUCUGGAGAUCUGAAAAAAAUUUGGAAAAAUGGGAUGUUGAAGCAAAGUACAUUGUUCUUGAUGAUAUCACAUGGAAUGAUGGAACUUUGAUAAACCUAAAUCAAACGUGA